Molecule: messenger RNA, 507 nt
Organism: Contarinia nasturtii (swede midge)
Lineage: Eukaryota; Metazoa; Arthropoda; Insecta; Diptera; Cecidomyiidae
Product: axin-1-like
Exons: 2
Coding region: 1-507 (168 amino acids)
Biological process (GO): negative regulation of canonical Wnt signaling pathway
Source: RefSeq, a predicted model, not a curated record
AUGACCACCGAAGGUGCUUCACACAGGAAAUCUAGUUCGAAUUCAAAUCGAUCACCUGAUUUGGAUGGCGCAUCCACAACGCUCAUUGAAAAAUGGCAAGAAAGUUUAUCGGGUUUGAUGAACGAUCAAGAGGGGCGCAAUUUACUAUACCAAUUUGUAAAGCAAGAAGCUGGCAAAAAUUCACUCGAUUACACGAGGCUGGUAUUUUAUUUUGCUGUCGACGGUCUAAAACUACAUGCUGACAAAAAAAUAAUUGGUAAACUAAUAAAAGACCUGAGUGAGAUGAUAGACGAUAAAAUUCAAACGUCACCUGAGCUUAAAAAAACCAUCUCCGAUAUUAUAAGAAAAGAGAGCACACCAAAUCCACGUGUUUUCGAUGAUUUUCAAAAAACGGUAGCAGACAUGAUUGCUACAACAACUUACCGAGCAUUUCUGCAAUCAGACAUGUUUAUUCAGCAUGUGCAUAAUAAGAAAUUUGAAAAACCACCAAUUGCCAAUGCAAGUUAA